This is a messenger RNA of Dreissena polymorpha, 1604 nucleotides long. Its product is annotated as G8 domain-containing protein DDB_G0286311-like. The record is from RefSeq and is a predicted model, not a curated record. Bases 154 to 1560 code for a protein of 468 amino acids. The transcript has 17 exons. NCBI's taxonomy places the organism in Eukaryota, Metazoa, Mollusca, Bivalvia, Myida, Dreissenidae.
AAGUGUAUCAGAAAUAUAGGUUCGUUCGCGUUGUCACAUAACGAGACAUUUCUUAAAUGGAACACAGAUAAGGAGGUGAACUAGCUCGCCGAUUUUGUCAAAGUUUUGAGUUUUUUAAUCCAGCGAAGUGAGUGCAUUGCCUUCAAUUCAGUCAUGUUGAGAGUGGUUCUAAUCCUGGAGAUUUUGGUCUACACAUUUGCAGGUACACAUGCUAUUUCCUGUCUGAGUUGUAAGGAAGGCGCGGAGCAUCUCUAUGAGUGUGGAGAAGUUAUUCAGUGCAUGGACGGGCAGGCGUGCUUCGUUGAACGAGUGAUGCCGUUGGAUGGAGGACCACCAAAGUAUUUGGCUGGAUGCAGAGACAUGUCUUUGUGUAACAUUGACGGCUGUGCUGCAAAGGAAACCAAGAACCUUACUGCUGUUAUCAAACGAUCCGACAUCCCAGUCUGUUCAGAAUGUUGCUUCCACUCAUUGUGUAAUACGCAAGGAUGUGGUGGCGUUUUCGAAGUGAAUUCUACUUCAAUCCGAUGUUUUAGUUGCCCAAACGUUUACGGAAAUAUGUCUUGCAACUUUUUCACCUUAUGUGAUAAUAAAACUCAGAUGUGCAAGUCCGGAGUUAUCGAUGCACGUGAAAAUAACGGUCAUCCAGGUGCCGUGGCAUUGGGAUGUGAGAAACGAAAUAAAUGUGUAUUCACGAUGGAGCUUUACAUGAACAAGAGUACUCCUCUAGAAGAUCAAGCACUUCAUUGUUGUGACAGCGAUCUAUGUAACUGGAAACCACUAGACGACACCGGUAAAGUGGAGUCUAUAGCAAACAAGCUCACAUGUCCUCCAGAUCUUGUUGAGCGAUCAACAAAUGCCCAAGGAAUUACUGAAACCAGAACAGCGCCUAUCACAAACACCCAGCGGACAACAACGGCGACACCGCCAACAACAUCAACGAGGACAACACCAACAACGACACCAACGACAACAGCAACAACCACAACAACGACACCAGCGUCAACAACGACAUUUACAACAAGUACACUUAAUCCAACGUUGACAAGUGCAUCGGGAACACUAGCCGCCACGACACUAUCGCCAACAACGACAACUACAGCAACGACACCAGCGCCAACAACGACAUCUACAACCACAACACCUAAAACGACUCCAAUCACGACUGAGCAGCCAACAACCAUUGCACCUGCUACACAGACUACAGAAGCACCGCCGUUCCAGUUAGGCACUGAAAGUACCAAAUGUCACCAGUGUACAGGCCCGAUCCAGAUUUGUGAACAGAUUCAUUUCUCUAAACCAUGCCUUUACCCUAACAACUACUGUAUCAACCACAUCACCAACCAUUUGGACGGUACCAAGACCGUAAAUAGGACGUGCGGUAACUUUGACACAUGCUAUCGUGAAUGGUAUCUUGGGACAUCAGAUGAGGACAAAUGUGACGUGAUAAAAAACAACCAACACGUGGACUUCCAGUGUACCUUCUGCUGUAUCAAAAACGACUGCAAUGUACCUCUCAGACCUGCUGAGGACAGCCUGUACAAGCCCAGAAUGAUUGGCUAAGAUGCUCGAUUGUUGAUUUGAAAUACACUCCAUUGGCUGCAAAA